Messenger RNA from Coregonus sp. 'balchen', 2052 nucleotides. NCBI's taxonomy places the organism in Eukaryota, Metazoa, Chordata, Actinopteri, Salmoniformes, Salmonidae. The record is from the annotation of a GenBank genome assembly.
UCCGUCUCUCUAAGGACCAUCAUGCAGACGCUGAGAGAGAAGAAGACUUUGUUAACGGAGAUCCUGUCUGCGGACUCCAGCUACAUCCUUCAGCAUGUGCAGCAGGAGAAAAUAGUGACUCAGCGGGACUACAAAAACCUAAACAUCCCCAAUCAGUCCGAUGAGAAGACUGUCAUCAACCUGCUGGAUAAAGUGAUGAAUAAAGGAGAUACAAAAUGCUGUGAACUCGUGAACCUGCUGCAGAAACCAGAUAUUAUACACAACUACCCUAGACUGGAGGAAAUAUUCAACAACCACCCAGCACCCAGUGACCCCACCUUCAACCCAGCCCCAACAGUUCCAAUUCCCUGUACAGGUACCACACACACUGACUACUAGUACUACUAGCUUUGCACCACGACUCUGUCAUUGUUUACUGACACAACCACCAGACAGUACAGAUUACACACUACAUGACUAGACUAAUUUACAGAUCAAUCAACUGACAUCAGUGCUACUGUUCUACUGUAUUAGAUAGCUGGUAUCAGGUAUCUAACUGUGUUUUCUGUGUUUUCUAGAUACUUCUGACCUGGAAACAGAGGUAACUAGUGGCGAUGAGGUGAUAACCCCUCAAUCUACAUUUAAAGUGUUUAUUAACUAAAUAUAUUACACCUGACAACUGAUCAUACAGUUCAGAGCAAAUACACAAGGCAACAAUAUACAAUAAUACACAGAACCAAAACUUAACCUGUCUUCUCAUCGCAACACAACUCUCCUUCAGCACACACAGCGGACACUGUUGUUGACACACACAGUGCUUGUUCUCAAGUCAAUGAAGCCUCCAUUUUUUACGCUGUCAGUGUGAUGUGAAAUAGCUUUGUGUGUAAAUGACCCCUGGUUUCCUCUGUUUCCAGGUCAGUCUGUAUGAGAUGACCAGUGUACCCCGUGGUCUCUGUUUGAUCAUCAACAACGAGAUCUUUGAUAAACUGCGUGAAAGAACAGGAACAAACAAGGAUGCUGGUAUGUCAACGUUUUAUCCUCAAAAACAAGCCUCAUUUCUCUAUUACAACAUCUGACCAGCUUGCUCUUUUGCUGAUUCAGCUGAUUAUCAUGAUUUGAUGUGAUAGAAUGAGGAUACAGUGAAGUGAGAGGCCUGGUUGUUAAGUGUCUUGUCUUCUCCUACAGUGGAUCUGGCUAACAUAUUCAGCCGGCUGAAGUUCAGGGUGGUGAUGUGCAAGGACAAGACUGCAGUGGAGAUUCCCAGUGUGCUGAAGGUCUUCUCUGAGCUGAAGCAGUUAUCUGAUCUGCAACCGUACGAUGUGAAGGAGUGGGUCGGUGGUCAGUUCACUGAUCUAAAGGAUCUUCCUAAGCAUGGCGACGCCUUCGUCUGCUGCAUUCUGAGUCAUGGAAAAAAGGAGGGUGUCUGUGGCACAGAUGGAACAGUUGUCCCCACCAUUGAUAUCCUCUCACCUUUCAACGGCACAAACUGUCGCAUCCUUGUUGAAAAGCCGAAGCUGUUCUUCAUCCAGGCUUGUCGGGGCUCGACCUACAGGAGGGAGUGCCAGUGAACAAAAAGCUUAAAGUUGAAAGGAGGGACGGGGAACUGGAUACAGAUGACGGACAAAUCCAAGACUACACCCUUCCACUAUACUCAGACUACCUGGUUUUCAUGGCCAACGUAGAUCAGUAUCUCUCCAUCAGGAGCCCAACCUCUGGGUCCUGGUUCAUCCAGUCUCUGUGUGGCCAGCUUGAGAAAAUAUGCACCAGGUAACAUCAGCUUGGAGUUCACUGCACAUCAUGUUCAUGUCCUAAAUUAGUUUGUGUUCUCUGUUGAAUGCUUGUGUUGACUUGUGUGUUCAUCUCAAUUUAUGGUGUGUCUCCUGUCUCUGCAGAGGGAAAAACAUCUAUGAGAUCCUCACAGGGGUCAAAGCCGAGGUGAGCAAGAAAGAAGGUGACCUUCGUGUUAAAGAUGCUAACGGUUGUUAUGGCUACGAGGUGGUCAAGCAAUCACCAGAUUCUAGAGACACCCUGACCAAGACACUCAUCUUUCCUGCUGAGACCACGCCUUCUUCC